This is a messenger RNA of Lates calcarifer (barramundi perch), 7184 nucleotides long. RefSeq names its product adhesion G protein-coupled receptor L3.1 (gene adgrl3.1). Gene Ontology annotation, biological process: synapse assembly; cell surface receptor signaling pathway; adenylate cyclase-activating G protein-coupled receptor signaling pathway. Gene Ontology annotation, cellular component: glutamatergic synapse; cell-cell junction; membrane. Lineage: Eukaryota; Metazoa; Chordata; Actinopteri; Centropomidae. Gene Ontology annotation, molecular function: carbohydrate binding; G protein-coupled receptor activity. The record is from RefSeq and is a predicted model, not a curated record.
GGGAGCUUGAGCUUGUUGGGCAGAGGGAGCUUGGAGCAUGUUAAUCACCUGUCGCGUUAAAGCCGUAUUUUAAGUAGGACUCCUGAUAUUUCCGACGAAAUGCAGCUUUCCUUUUCAGUCAGUCUGAGGCUCUUCUGCUGUCUCAUCAUUAGGCCUUUUCCCCUUUACAACGAAGCUCUCCAGAGACUUUUUUUUAACUUGCUGCAGCUAACAUGUGGACUUAUUUUUUCGGGCAUCACAGCUAUGAGACAGGCCUGUAUGGUGUCAGGAACACUGAGCUGUGAGAGAAACAGCUCGCCACAAGACCGUCUGGGCUCAGCAGGAAGUAUCUCCAUAUCUACUUCCAGGUCAACCUCGGACGUCAUGUGGAUCAGAUGCCUGCUCUUCGUCUCGACCUUGUUUGCUCCAAUUGCCAUCGCCUACGGCCGUGCCCCUAUCCCCAUGGCAGUGGUGCGCAGGGAGCUGUCCUGUGAGUCCUACCCCAUUGAGCUGCGCUGCCCGGGCACAGAUGUCAUCAUGAUCGAGAGCGCCAACUACGGCCGCACCGAUGACAAGAUCUGUGACUCGGACCCUGCGCAGAUGGAGAACACACGGUGCUACCUGCCUGAUGCGUACAAGAUCAUGUCACUCAGAUGCAACAAUCGUACCCAGUGUGCGGUGGUGGCUGGGCCUGACGUCUUCCCUGACCCCUGCCCGGGCACAUACAAAUACCUGGAAGUCCAGUAUGAGUGUGUCCCUUACAAAGUGGAACAAAAAGUAUUUCUGUGCCCUGGCAUUUUGCGAGGAGUGUACCAAAGUGAACAUCUGUUUGAGUCAGACCACCAGUCUGGUGCAUGGUGCAAAGACCCGCUGCAGGCCUCAGACAAGAUCUACUACAUGCCCUGGACGCCAUACCGCACGGACACGCUGACAGAGUACUCGUCGAAGGAAGACUUCAUCGCAGGCCGUCCCACCACCACCUACAAACUCCCUCAUCGUGUGGACGGGACUGGCUUCGUCGUAUACGAUGGCGCACUCUUCUUCAACAAGGAGCGCACACGAAACAUUGUAAAGUUCGAUCUACGCACGCGCAUCAAGAGCGGUGAGGCCAUCAUUGCCAACGCCAACUACCACGACACCUCGCCAUACCGCUGGGGGGGAAAGUCGGACAUAGACCUGGCGGUGGACGAGAAUGGACUGUGGGUGAUCUAUGCAACAGAGCAGAACAACGGACGCAUUGUGGUGAGCCAGCUCAACCCCUACACCCUGCGCAUCGAGGGCUCCUGGGAAACUAGCUACGACAAACGCUCUGCCUCCAAUGCCUUCAUGAUCUGCGGAGUCCUGUACGUCGUCAAAACCGUCUAUGAAGACGACGACAACGAAGGGACAGGGAACAAAAUUGACUACAUGUACAACACUGAUAAGAGCAAGGAGAUGACGGUUAACAUACAGUUUCCCAAUUCCUACCAGUACAUUGCAGCAGUGGAUUACAACCCGAGAGACAACCUGCUCUACGUGUGGAAUAACUACCACGUGGUCAAAUACUCGCUGGACUUCGGCAACAAUGACUAUCGCCCACCUCCCAUGAUCCCCCCUAACCGAGGAGGGGGAGGAGGGGGAGGAGGGGGAGGAGGAGGCCCAGUCGGCGGCGGAGGUUCCUCCUCUUCGUCAACCAGCCGCACCACCACCACUCGUUCUCCUCCCUAUUACACCACCCCAAGGCCCCUCCUCACUACCUCCCCCGGCCAGCGGUACCGAACCACCACCACGGUCCGCCAGCCCGUCCUGGUUCCUGCCCGUGACUCAUCGUCCGAUGCCAAUCAGAUCCCUGACACCAACCAGAAAGCUGGAGGGCGUUCUCCACCAGCGCAGGUCCCUCCGGCAGCCCCACAGCCUCCUGCCCUUCCCCCACAAGACUUCUGCAGUCCAAGGGUGAUGGCCGACAUAUCGUGGCCCCGGACACAGCAAGGCCAGACAGCUAAGCAGCCUUGUCCUGUGGGGACACUGGGCGUGGCCACAUACGUGUGCAUGGCCCAUUUGGGUUACUGGGAUCCCCAAGGCCCUGACCUCAGCAACUGCACGUCGCCCUGGGUCAAUCACAUCAUGCAGAAACUUCGUUCGGGUGAGACGGCGGCAAUUGUAGCCAGGGAGCUGGCGGAGCAGACCAAAGGGCUCCUGCGCCCUGGCGAUGUGCCAUCUACAGUGCGGGCCAUGGCCCAACUGGUCGAACUGCUGGAUGUCCAACUCAGGAACCUCACCCCCGGGGGCAAGGACAGCGCUGCCCGCAGUCUCACCAAGCUUCAGAAGAGAGAAAGGUCCUGCAGGUUUUUCACACAGGCCAUGGUGGAGACGGUGAAUAAUUUGCUGCAGCCACGGGCCCAGACAGCGUGGAGAGAGCUGCCCACCAGCGAGCAGCUGCACUCGGCCACUCUGCUCCUCGACACUGUGGAGGCUGGGGCUUUUAUGUUAGCUGACAACCUCCUCAAGACUGACACUGUGCAGGAGACCACUGACAACAUCCAGCUUGAAGUGGCCAGGCUGAGCACGGAUGGGAACCUCGCAGACCUGACAUUCCCUCAGUCAGAACUACAUGGAAACUCCAUCCAGCUGUCAGCCAGUACUCUCAAACAGCACGGCAGAAACGGUGAGAUCAGGAUGGCCUUUGUCCUGUACAGGAACCUGGGCUCCUACCUGUCCACUGAAAACGCCAGCGUCAGACUGAGCAGCGAGGCGGUCUACCCUAAUUACUCUGUUAUCGUCAACUCCCCGGUCAUCACAGCAUCCAUUAAUAAGGAGAGCAAUAAGGUUUACCUGUCUGAGCCUGUAGUCUUCACCGUCAAGCACCUGCAGCAUUCGGAAGAGAACUUCAAUCCCAACUGUUCGUUCUGGAGCUACUCCAAGCGCACCAUGAUGGGGUUCUGGUCUACACAGGACUGUCGUCUGCUGGCCACCAAUCGCACACACACCAGCUGCUCCUGCACACACCUCACCAGCUUUGCGGUGCUUAUGGCCCAUGUGGAGGUCAAGAAAGCAGACAGCAUGCACGACCUGCUCCUAGACGUAAUCACAUGGGUGGGGAUCCUGCUGUCGCUGGUUUGCCUCCUCAUUUGCAUCUUCACCUUUUGCUUCUUCCGUGGGCUUCAGAGCGACCGCAACACCAUCCACAAGAACCUCUGCAUCAGCCUCUUCAUCGCUGAGUCACUGUUCCUGGUCGGGAUCAACAGGGCUGAUCAGCCAAUUGCCUGUGCAGUCUUUGCGGCCUUGCUCCAUUUCUUCUUCUUGGCAGCCUUCACCUGGAUGUUCCUGGAAGGGGUGCAGCUCUACAUCAUGCUGGUAGAGGUGUUUGAGAGCGAACACUCCAGGACUAAGUACUUCUACCUGGCAGGAUACGGAGUGCCUGCUGUCAUAGUGGCCGUCUCCGCUGCAGUGGACUACAGGAGCUACGGCACCGACCGAGUGUGCUGGCUGCGAUUGGAUACAUACUUUAUCUGGAGUUUCAUAGGACCUGCCACGCUCAUCAUCAUGCUGAAUGUAAUCUUCCUCGGUAUUGCUCUUUAUAAGAUGUUCCAUCAUACAGCCAUUCUCAAACCAGACUCUGGAUGUCUGGACAACAUCAAGUCUUGGGUGAUCGGGGCCAUAGCUCUGCUGUGCCUGCUGGGCCUGACCUGGGCUUUUGGCCUGAUGUACAUCAACGAGAGCACAGUGAUCAUGGCCUACCUUUUCACCAUCUUCAACUCUCUGCAGGGCAUGUUCAUCUUCAUCUUCCACUGCAUACUGCAGAAGAAGGUGCGGAAAGAGUACGGCAAAUGUCUGCGCACUCACUGCUGCAGCGGCAAAAGUGUGGAGACCUCCAUCUCCUCCUCCAGUAAGACCACCACCUCGCGGACUCCGGGCCGUUACUCCACAGGCUCACAGAGUCGUAUCAGGAGGAUGUGGAACGACACUGUGAGGAAACAGGAGUCCUCCUUCAUCACUGGAGACAUCAACAGCUCCGCGACACUCAACAGAGGAGCCAUGGCUAAUCAUCUUAUAACUAAUGCUCUCCUUCGUCCCCAUGGUACUAACAAUCCUUAUAACACUCUCCUGGGGGACUCGGCAGUCUAUAACAACCCAGCCGUGGGCAUGUACAACACCCAAGCACCUUACCGAGACACAAAGGGCAUCCUGAACAACGCAAGAGACUCCAGUGUUAUGGAUACACUCCCACUUAAUGGUAACCAUGCCAAUAACUACAGCAUGGCCAGCAGCGAGUACUUGAGUGACUGCGUCCAGAUCCUAGACCGUAGUGGUGGCUACGGCACCCACAGCAACCACAAGGAGACAACCCUGGAGAAGAAGAUCCUCAAGGAGCUGACCUCCAAUUAUAUCCCGUCCUACCUCAACAACCAUGAGAGAGCCACGACUGAGCGCAAUCACAACUUGAUGAACAAGCUGGUCAACAGCAGCAUGGCCAAUGGAGGGAGCAUGGCAGGAGGCAGCAGCAGCAGCAGCAGCAGUGGAGUUGGUGGGUGUGUGGGCAGCAGUAAAGAAGACAACGGUCCCAUGGUGCUGGACAACCCUGCAGCCUUCCCCCACGAGGAGAACCUGGGUUUGGAGAUUAUCAGAGAGGAAUCCAACGCCCCACUCCUGCCGCCACGGCCCCCUCCACCAGACAGCCAUCCCCCGCCACCGCCCCCUCCUCACAGCUUCUCCCGGCCGCGGCGCAUCCCUCAGGAGACCAGCGAAAGCUUCUUCCCCCUCCUGACCAACGAGCACACCGAUGAGCACACGCACUCGCCCAACCACAGAGACUCGCUCUACACCAGCAUGCCAGUGCUGACGGACCUCCCGGACGGGCAGAUGAACGGUUUAACAGACGGAGAGGAAGACAGUUCGGGGGAGCUGCAGCCCUGUAAGAGUGCCACUGCUCCUGAGCUGGAUGAUGUCUAUUAUAAGAGCAUGCCAAACCUGGGCUCCAGGAAUCACCUUCACGAGCUACAGAGUUACUACCACAUGGGCCGUGGUGGCAGCGAUGGAUACAUGGUGUCUGGGAGCAAGGAAGGAGUCCGACGAUCGCCCGAGGAUCCGCCUGUAGACCCUUCCCACCUGGUUACCAGUCUAUAGAGCCAAUCAAGAGACUUCUGUCCCUCCCCAGCCCACGCUCACAUUUCCAACCUUCCAAUGAAAACAUUCUGUGUUGUUGACUGACAGACUGAGCUGGCCCGCCCCUGGAUUGAUGUGCUGUGUGUGACAUUAACUAUGGCUCAUGACAAUAUGGUCGCGAUAUCGCAGGUCAGAUGGAAAGCAGGGACUGAAUGUAUUGUCAUAUAUGGUGCAGACUGAGAGGGCGGUUCUGAGAGACUAUUUGUGAACAUCAAACAGAAAUGGAACUUUUAACCUGGAAAGGAAAGGAAGGGGGAGGGAUUCUGUAAUUUUACCCUACCUGUUACUUUAAUUUGGAAUUGGAUUGACCGUAGCCCUACAAGUUCCCCAAUAUGGACCUCUAGCAGAUCAUAUCAUAUAGUCUCUACUACCACCACUACAGGGGCGUGGCCCCCAGCCCUGGUUAAAGGAGCUGCCUGUCUGUUUGUCUGUCUGUCUUUCUGUCUCACUCUCAAAGACACGUACCGGGAUGAUGUUUCCACCUCUCCAAAGGGUAGAGCAGGAUAUUAAACUCUGGUGUUCAUAACAUAAACUGGCCCCAAAGAGGCUCCGCCCCACUACCUGCCAAUCAAGUGGAGGAUGUAUGAUAUAUGCCCUCACUACGAUCAUCCCAAAAACUAUUUUACUGGACAACCGAAACUGUAACCAUAUCACGCCGAUGUUCUGAAUUCUCUUCCUGUUCGUAUCUGCUAAACUGGAGUCGUGUCUGGGCUGGUGUAACAUUCCUGCAAGUUGUAGUGACUGCGGCUACUGUGUAUUUCACUGAAAACAAAGAAGGAAGAUCAUAUUACAACAGACUGAAUUUCAAAAAAAAAAAGAAAAAAAAAGAAUGGGUUCCGUUUCUUCUCCUUUAUUCUGUAAAAGUUUUCAGUUAUCAAAGGACUAUGAAGAAAUCACAAACUGUUUCUAUGUAUUGUACAGAAUACAGAUACAGAUACAAAUGUUGCAUAUGACCAAGUCUUUUAUUUUUUAAUUUUACGUUGCAAACCUUUUGUCUGUGGAGCUGUUCUGAAAUGUCAUGAUAUGUUCUAGUCACGUGUAGACUACAGAAUGAGCAAGGAACAAUCUUUCAUGUCACUCUUUCGUAAAUACAGAGACAGUUACGCACUCCUUAAUUAAUACGCAUAUACCCUACGCACACUUCAUUCUGGUCCUUUUAUAGCAACACCACUGUCACUUACAUCUUUGCAAAUCAACUGUUACUAUAUACUUUACCACUGUGUAGAUUUAAAACUGAAGGGAAAAUGACGUGGCCAAGUUAUGAAGAAAACGGUUAUUAUGGAAAUGCCACGUUUUAGUCUUUACUGGAAGUGGGUCUCAUCUCAUUUGUUCCUGAAUAAAGCAUUUCCUUCCUUGAGGCACAAGGAUGAGCCUGGGUGGAAAAAAAAAUUACAAAGAUAUCAGAUACAGAGUAACACAAGGAUGGUUUAUGAAGCAUAUCCUCUCUAUUGCCAAAUACUCUACCAAUUGACAUUACAUUGCUGUGCUGCUUGAGAUCUUACUGUACAGAAAAACAAUGCUGAGAAUAAUAAAUGUCAUUCUCUAAACUGAAAAAGAGACUUUCCACUAUUUCCACUAUUUGAAAAAUACAGUGGGUCUCACCUGUGAAAUGCCAUGAUUACACCAUAUUUGUGUACUGAAGAUGUGGAAACUCUGCACACAGCAGCACUGUCCAAUGUGGAAAGCCAAUGUUUACUUAUUUAGGAGAAAAAUUUCAUAAGUGUAUGAAGUGUAGCUUGCACAUGUAUCCCACAAGCCCCCUCCAUGUCCCAAGAGAGAAAUUAUUUAUUUAUCUGUUUAUUGGUUUAAAGACAGCAAAACAAGCUUGGAGGAAAGAGAGCUGGCUUUAGGCAGGAGUAAAUAAAGUGGCACUUGGUUUGUUUUUUUGGUUUUGUUUUUUUGGUUUCUUUUUUUAAAUUAUUAUGAUCAUGAUUAUUAUUACAAUAUUAUUGCUAAUUAUUUAUUCUUUUUGUAUGGGUUCCAAGUUGAAUGAUCUCAUAACUAAUAUUUGUUGUAACAGUGAAAGUUGUUUGCCAACAAAUAAAUUACUGACAUAGCUUUGA